UUUUUUUAUUCUUGUCAAAAUGAUGUUUGAUUAAUGUUUUGAUUAUUUUUUCAAAUUAAAACUCUGUAAAUAAAUGGGAAAACGAAAUGUUCAUUCUUCAAAAUCUUAUCUCAUGAGGAUUAAUUAUUACAAUGAAACUAUUGAAAUAAAGGAUGUCAAGGAUAAAUAAUAAAGGAAAUGAAUGAUGGUACCUAAAAUGAAGAAACCAAGAAUAUUAGUUGGUGCCACCAGUAUUGUGGUUUUUAUUAUUAUAUGGAAAUUAUAUAGCAUAGAAUCAGUGUCAGGAGUUGAAGAGUUGAAAGAAGAAUUAGAAUACCAAGAAAACAUUAAUCGUUUUCCUUUAAGUUUGGAAAGGAAUAUUAAUCCAGUUACCAUUUAUUGUGUCACUCCAACAUAUUGGAGAUAUGUACAAAAGGCAGAUCUGAUUCAGGUUCUCCAAACAUUAACUCUAGCAUCAUUCAAGGUGAACAUUAAAUGGAUACUGAUUGAAGAUUCCGAAGAAAAGACUGCUUUGGUAACUAAUUUAUUGAGAAGAAUAGAUGAUGCUGGUGAUUCGCGUUUUGGAUAUGUACAUCUCAACGCUAAAACACCACAAUUCCAAACACUAAAGGCAAAAGAUCCUAGAUGGAAAAAACACAGGGGUGUAGAACAAAGAAAUGCUGCUCUGAAAUGGAUCAGGGAACACAUAAAGCCACAUGGAUCAAAAAAAGUAAUAUUCUUUAUGGACGAUGAUAAUACUUACGAUGUGAAGAUAUUUGAGGAAAUUAUGAAGGUGCACAAAGUGGGAGUUUGGCCAGUAGGUUUAGUUGGUGGAUUGAAUCUAGAAACGCCUCUCUUGGACCCUGAGACAGGUAGAGUAACAAGUUACAAAAGUGGUUGGAAGCCAGAUAGACCUUUUGCCAUAGAUAUGGCAGGUUUCGGAAUAAAUAUUGAUUUGAUUUUGGAAAAACCCGAAGCAGUGUUUUCCUAUCGGAUGGAACGAGGGUAUCAAGAAAGUCAAUUUUUAGCUUAUUUCACUACAAAAGAAGACCUUGAACCUUUGGCAGACAACUGUACAAAAGUUUAUGUGUGGCAUACUAGAACGGAGAAGCCUAAUGUCAAAGGCACUGUACCUGGAUUUGAAGUGUGAUACCUUAAAAUUACAUGAAAAAUGAUUUAAUUCUCAAGUAUUAGCUUACCAUAUUAUCUUCGAAUGUUUCCUGUGAUAGAUUAUCGGUCAAGAAGUUUUUGAUAAUGCUUUCACAUUGAUUUAAUACUCUUAUUUGAAUUUAAGAACGAUUUUAUAUUAUUUAUUUCAUUACCAUAAUUAAACAGUGUACUUUGUAGACGUUGAAAUACAAGUAAUAAAAGGGAAGAAUUGUGGGAUAUAA
Messenger RNA from Harmonia axyridis, 1370 nucleotides. RefSeq names its product galactosylgalactosylxylosylprotein 3-beta-glucuronosyltransferase I. The record is from RefSeq and is a predicted model, not a curated record. Gene Ontology annotation, cellular component: Golgi membrane. NCBI's taxonomy places the organism in Eukaryota, Metazoa, Arthropoda, Insecta, Coleoptera, Coccinellidae. The transcript has 5 exons. Gene Ontology annotation, biological process: carbohydrate metabolic process; chondroitin sulfate proteoglycan biosynthetic process. Gene Ontology annotation, molecular function: galactosylgalactosylxylosylprotein 3-beta-glucuronosyltransferase activity. The coding region runs from base 182 to 1129 and encodes 315 amino acids.